AUGGCAUUCGGUCGAUCCGGAGAUCCGUCACAAGGCAAUUCAUCUGCAGCCACACGCGACUUGGCGAUCAAGGGAUGGACAAAUUCGAAACUCGCAUCCACACCAGACCAGGGAGUUGCCUCACUACUGGUAUUUCUCCGCAAGAAAUCCGGGGAUCGCCAAAUAUUGUCAAACAAGGUCGUCGGCCGCGCCAACAAUGUCCUCAUUAUUACCGUCUAUGAAAACGACAAAGAUCGAUUUUAUCAUUUAAACAAUUUCCAGUGGGCUGGCAGUACUCUUAUCGUCGAAGAUUCGAAACCUCCUCCCAACAGUAUCAAUAGAUUCCAGCAAAAUCAGGCCCAUGAUCGGUCUCAAAAUCACCUACCCUCAGCUCAACAAUCUCAACCACCUAGGUCUACUUUUGGCCAAAAUGGCACGACACCCCACGGCCGUCACCAACCACCCAGCGGACCUCGAGGGGGUGGGAAUGCUCACUACAACCAACCUCGAAACAAUCCCCGCUUUGGUGCGCAAGACAACAACAGAAACGACCCUCUUACAAACGAAGUUGAAAAUACCAUGAUCUCAGUCCUACGCAAACGCUACGAUCCUUCCCUGAAACUCCUAAGUCUCAAUGCUCUCGGCGCCGACGAAGAACUCCUACAAAUUCCUGGCAUACUCGGAUCAGACCCUGCCAAAGUCUUUGAAGCCAUCUUUACUAUCUGCAAAACCAAAAUUUUCGAAACCCCCAGCAAACGUGACGAGUCCGUCCAGAGCAUCACACUGAGCAACAACGGCUUUGAAUCCGUCGAACAGAUCAUGUCUCUGUCAAGAACCUUUCCACGCCUCCGAAAUCUCGACCUUGGCCACAAUAAAUUUGCCAGUAUGGAUUCGCUGAAGUUUUGGAAGAACCAGUUCCGUGAUCUGGAGCAUUUGAUCUUACAAGGCAACCCUGUCAACGAUCUCCCGGAGACAUUGUCGACUUUACGUCAGUGGUAUCCAAAUCUCAAAUUGUUCAACAACCUUCCCGUCGCCGACAAUCAAUCCACGGCGCCAAAUGCACAACCGCCUGUACCGGCGCAAGCGGUACCGGUAGCAGCCGGCCGCCUGCCGCAUCCCGAAAUACCGGCAGACUCUCUAUUCGGCGUUCCCCAAGCAGACAAGCCUGCAGAAAUCCUUGAACGCGAGAAGAUGGGCCUGCAGUUCAGUUUCGAGACGAAACUGCGGCUGGCAGCCGUCGAGGAGUGCCUGGCGGCCAACAACUGGGAUUACGCCUUGGCCAUGAAAAACUUCAUGGACCUCAAAGCGCAAGGCGCAAUCCCGGCGGAGAAGUUUAUACCGGGUGUUUAG
Fonsecaea multimorphosa CBS 102226 is the source of this 1329-nucleotide messenger RNA. RefSeq lists its product as uncharacterized. Gene Ontology annotation, cellular component: nucleus. Gene Ontology annotation, molecular function: RNA binding; protein binding. Lineage: Eukaryota; Fungi; Ascomycota; Eurotiomycetes; Chaetothyriales; Herpotrichiellaceae. The transcript has a single exon. Gene Ontology annotation, biological process: poly(A)+ mRNA export from nucleus. Bases 1 to 1329 code for a protein of 442 amino acids. The record is from RefSeq and is a predicted model, not a curated record.